AUGUUGAAAGUGCUUAAAACUAAUUUGGUCAUCGCGCAAAAUAGGAUGAAAGUGCAAGCAGAUAAACACAGAAGUGAGAGAACUUUUGAGGUGGGAGAUUUGGUUUAUUUGAAGCUCAUUCCCUACCAGCUGCACUCACUCACAACUUAUGUCUAUCACAAGCUGCACCCUAAGUUUUAUGGUCAUUUUGAAGUGUUGGAAAAAGUUGGAGAGGUAGCCUACAAGUUAAAACUCCCUGAGACCUCUAAGAUACACCCAGUUUUCCAUGUCAGUGGCUUGAAGAAAUAUAUUGGUCCUGAUGUUAACCCAGUGCCAUUGUUACCAUUGGUCACUGAUGAUGGGUUACAAGUUCAAGAGCCUUUGAGUGUGCUACAGAGGAGGGUGUAUAAGAAGAACAAUGUUGUUGGGGUGCACUUGCUUAUUCACUGGAAGGACAAGGACGUUGAAGAAUCAACCUGGGAGGAUUAUAAUGAGUUCACUGCAAGAUUUCCAAAAUUCAACAUCAACGUAUUUCUCGUCUACGGCCAAUGUCCCGGCGAUCAGCAAUCUUUGCUGCUACAAUUGAAGAACAACCUCACAUUUGACACUGCAACAUCUAAGAAACUUGUCAAGUGGAACAAAGGCUCGGAUCACUGCUCUUGGGAAGGAGUGUCCUGCAAAAAGGGUUGUGUUUCGAGUCUGGACUUGAGCAGCGAGGAAAUUACUGGUGGACUUGAUAAUUCGAGUUCUCUUUUCGGUCUCAAGUCAAUCGAGUACCUGAAUUUGGCUUACAACUUCUUCAACUAUACUCAGAUUCCAUCCGAGUUCAAGCAGCUAACCGGUUUGAGUAAUCUGAACUUGUCGAAUGCUGGCUUUGCGGGGCAGGUUCCGAUUGAGAUUUCACACCUGACGAGGUUGGUAACUCUUGAUUUGUCUACCUUUUAUUUCCCCGGGACUCCUUCGUUGAAACUUGAGAAUCCAAGAUUAGAUGUGCUGCUUAGGAACUUUUCUGAGCUUGUUGAACUUUAUCUCGAUGGUGUGAAUAUAUCAGCACAGGGGACUGAGUGGUGCCAAGCGAUAUCAUCUUCAUUGCCAAACUUGAGGGUAUUGAGCUUGUCCACUUGUAACCUUUCAGGCCCUAUUCAUAAUUCAUUACUGAAGCUUAAGUCACUCUCAGUUAUUCGUAUUGAGAACAACGAUUUGUCUACUCAAGUUCCAGAGUUCUUCUCGAAAUUCCACAAUUUGAAUUCCUUACGAAUCAUGAAUUCUGGAUUAUAUGGUGCAUUCCCAAAGAAUAUCUUCAAGGUGCCGACACUGCAGACUAUUGACUUAUCCGGUAAUCCACAGCUUAAAGGUUCCUUACCAGAAUUUCCAAAGAAUGGCUCUCUUCAAUCGCUGGUUCUCCAUGGGGCAAAUUUCUCAGGCCAGAUGCUUCCGAACUCUAUUGGGAACCUCAAAUUGCUGUCCAAAAUAGAUAUUGGAACUUGUAAUUUCACUGGGUCAAUCCCGAGAUCAAUGGAAGACCUUACACAGUUGGUUUAUUUGGAUUUGUCGGCUAACAAUUUCAAUGGUUCAGUUCCAUCUUUCAGUAUGGCCAAGAAUCUGACCCUACUAGAUCUUUCUUACAAUCAGCUAACGGGUCAGAUUAAUUCCUCACGCUGGGAAAACCUGACUAGUCUGGUGAAUCUUGACUUGCGACACAAUCUACUUAAUGGGACCAUUCCACCAUCUGUGUUUUCUCUUCCCAUGCUGCAGAAGCUACACCUUUCUGACAAUGAAUUUUCUGGUAAGUUGCCUGAAUUUGGUGCUAUAGCUGUACUGGACACACUUGAUUUGAGUAGCAACAAGUUGGAAGGGCCAAUUCCGAAGUCUAUCUUGAAAUUCCGAGGGCUUAAGAUUCUUUUACUAUCUUCAAACAACUUCACUGGCUCUUUUCUUCUGAAUGAUAUUCAGCAGCUAAAAAAUCUUUCGAGUCUUGAUCUUUCAUUCAAUAGCUUGUCUAUUAAUUACAAUGACACCAAUUCCUCUCAUUCUUCAUUUCCAAAUAUCACCACAUUGAAGUUAGUUGCUGGCAACUUGAGAAGAAUCCCAAGUUUCUUGAGAAAUCAAUCAAAAUUAAGCAUUUUGGACCUAUCACAAAACCAGAUUCAUGGUGAGAUACCCAACCGGAUUUGGAGGCUCAGUAAUCUUCUUCAACUAAAUCUUUCUUGCAACUCUCUGGUAACUGUAGAAGGUCCUUUCAUCAAUCUUAGUUCUACUUUGUCUCUGCUUGACCUUCACUCCAACCAGCUUCAGGGACAAAUUCCAGGUCUUUCACGAUUUGCCACUUAUCUGGAUUAUUCAAGAAAUAAUUUCAGCUCAAGCAUUCCGGCUAACAUUGGUGAUUUCGUCGUGUACACUAUGUUCUUUUCUCUUUCAAGCAACAACAUCAGUGGGGCCAUUCCAGAAUCAGUGUGCAACGCAUCAUUUCUCCAGGUUCUUGAUUUUUCCAAUAAUUCUAUAAGUGGCACAAUUCCCCAGUGCUUGAGUGCAAUAAGCACCCUUGCAGUACUUAAUCUAAGGAGAAACAAAUUCUCUGGAGCUGUUCCUGAUAAAUUUCCUCGGAGUUGUAGUGUAAAAACUCUAGACCUCAAUGGCAAUCACAUAGCAGGUCCAUUUCCAAAAUCUCUAGCCAACUGCACAAUGCUAGAGGUUGUAAACCUUGGAAGCAAUCAGCUGACAGAUAUCUUUCCUCGCUUGUUGAAGAAUAUAUCCUCCUUGCGUGUCCUUGUUUUGCGAUCCAACCAUUUUUAUGGACAAAUUGGAUGUAACACGACCAGUGGCCCCUGGCCAAAGCUUCAAAUUGUUGACAUAGCUCGCAACAAUUUUAGUGGUGAAAUAUCAGGAACAUGUUUGAUAACCUGUUACCACCAAAGGUCUAGAGAUGGAAUUGGUAAGGAUCUUAACAGUCUUCACCUCAAUUGA
Molecule: messenger RNA, 2943 nt
Organism: Pyrus x bretschneideri (Chinese white pear)
Lineage: Eukaryota; Viridiplantae; Streptophyta; Magnoliopsida; Rosales; Rosaceae
Product: receptor-like protein 11
Exons: 3
Coding region: 1-2943 (980 amino acids)
Molecular function (GO): protein binding
Source: RefSeq, a predicted model, not a curated record